AUGAACUUGCCAGCCCAAACACAAAGAAGUCUAGACCUGGUUGUGAGCCGUUUGAAGGAAGCACAAUGCUUUGGACUGAGGAAAGGGAGGGGAGUGGGUGACAGUGGAAUGCGUCCUUCAUUUUCGCUGCCGGCUUUAUGGGCAAAAGUGCAAGAGAUGAGAAAGAGGAAAUCCGAAGGAGGUAUUGGCACCGCACUUACGAGAGAAGCUAUUUCUCGCAAAUCAACAGUGAAUGGGAGAAGGAAGGAGGGUGGAGAGACGGUUAAUAGAGUUGGUGGAGAAUGCCAUUCUUCUCUUUCCGCUCAGGUGAUCGCAAGCUCAGACACAGCUUACGAGUUUGGCGCAGACGCUCGAUGCAACACUCGCAAUUUGGGCUCAUUUCGACUGUUCGAUGAGCACUACAGCCAGGAGUACUAUAUAGGCUGUGGCGUCACCUGUGAAGCGUACAAAGGCACUGUCAAGUCGGUGGAAGGAGGUGAAAAGGCAGGCUGUGGAGUAGGAGAAGUGGAUAUAAACGACAGGAAGGAUAAGUACGUCACUCUCAAGUGGCUUUAUGCAAAAUUCUCCAACCGCCUGUCAUCUCGUGGCAUACGCUUGAGAGAAACGGAGAUUCUCUCAAAAAUCAGUCAUCCCAAUAUAAUUAAAUACAUUGAAACUGUGGUUUCUCAAGAGGGGCGGAUUUGUUUAGUCCUCGAAUACGUGGAGCACUCAUUCGAAGACAUUAUCGCUUUCUCCAGAGAUUCGCCCCACACCUUCAGUGACUCCCGUGUGCGCUUCUUCAUGAGGCAACUUCUCUCUGGCAUUGCCUAUCUCCAUGCUCGACGAAUCAUACAUCGUAACGUGAAGCCAAGUAAUUUGCUAGUCACCGACACCGGCAUUCUAAAGAUUUGCGACUUCUGUCACGCAAUUGAAUGCACUUCCACGCAGAUGCAAAACACAAAUGAUUUUGGCUCUCUGUGGUACUUAAGCAUCGAGCAACUACUCGGUUGCGAGGAGUACACAUCUGCAAUCGACGUGUGGUCAGCUGGGUGUGUACUUGUGGAGAUGAUAAUGCAAAGACGUCUUUUUCAAUUUGCCACUGAGUGCGAGAUGAUAAGGGGCAUUUUGAGGAUUUGUGGAAAACCGACAGAGAGUGUGUGGCCGGGCGUGAGUGGAUUGCGCGGAAUGCAAUUGGAGGAAUUACCCGACACACACACUAGCCAUUUGAGAAGUAGCCUUGGUCGUGCGGUCUCUGAUGUCACCUANAACGUGAAGCCAAGUAAUUUGCUAGUCACCGACACCGGCAUUCUAAAGAUUUGCGACUUCUGUCACGCAAUUGAAUGCACUUCCACGCAGUUACAAAACACAAAUGAUUUUGGCUCUCUGUGGUACUUAAGCAUCGAGCAACUACUCGGUUGCGAGGAGUACACAUCUGCAAUCGACGUGUGGUCAGCUGGGUGUGUACUUGUGGAGAUGAUAAUGCAAAGACGUCUUUUUCAAUUUGCCACUGAGUGCGAGAUGAUAAGGGGCAUUUUGAGGAUCUGCGGAAAACCGACAGAGAGUGUGUGGCCGGGCGUGAGUGGAUUGCGCGGAAUGCAAUUGGAGGAAUUACCCGACACGCACACUAGCCAUUUGAGAAGUAGCCUUGGUCGUGCGGUCUCUGAUGUCACCUAUCAUCUACUAGAAAGGUUAUUGACUCUCUGCCCAACUGCAAGGAUAACUGCGGAGAAUGCAUUACAACUCGACUACUUCACUGUCAACUCCGAUGAAGAUGACUGCAGUCCCGACCAAAUGAAGAGAUGGCUUUUCACUGUGGUAUAUGGCGUGGACUUCAUGGAUGACGACUUACUCUUCUAA
This is a messenger RNA of Rodentolepis nana, 1836 nucleotides long. The record is from the annotation of a GenBank genome assembly. NCBI's taxonomy places the organism in Eukaryota, Metazoa, Platyhelminthes, Cestoda, Cyclophyllidea, Hymenolepididae.